Danio rerio (zebrafish) is the source of this 2278-nucleotide messenger RNA. The record is from RefSeq and is a predicted model, not a curated record. Lineage: Eukaryota; Metazoa; Chordata; Actinopteri; Cypriniformes; Danionidae.
CAGAGGUUUCUGGACGGGGCGCAUGUAAGCCAGCGAUGCGGAUCUGUGUCCGACCUGCGAGUCAGAGGAUGUGAAGAGGAAUUUAUCGAGAACCCGAAAGUGAAAGUGGAAGUAAACGCCACCAUCAGCAGCUCACAGGUGGCACCAAGAGAAAUCACCAUCCACCUACGACCAGGCAGCGAGGCGAGUUUUGUGAUCGAAGUUCAGCAGUUGGAACGAUACCCAGUGGAUCUGUACUAUCUUGUGGACGUCUCGGCCUCCAUGCAGGACAACCUGGAUCGGCUGAAGACGGUGGGUUUGGCUCUGUCUCAUCAGAUGAAGCAGCACUCCAGUGACUUCAGAGUGGGCUUCGGCUCUUUCGUGGAUAAACCAGUGUCUCCAUACAUCGACGUGCACCCUUCUAAACUACUCAACCCCUGCAGUGAAUACGAGGUUCACUGCAGACCGGCUCACGGCUUCAUCCACGUCCUCCCCGUCACCCAGAACAUGAGCGAGUUCACUAGAGUGAUCCAGGAGCAGAGGAUCUCAGGAAACAUGGACACACCGGAGGGAGGCUUCGAUGCCAUGCUGCAGGCCACCGUCUGCCAGAAGGACAUCGGCUGGCGUCCAGAAGCCAAGCAUCUGCUACUGGUUAUGACGGAUCAGCCUUCACAUCUGGCUCUGGACAGUAAACUGGCUGGUAUCGUGGUUCCUCAUGACGGCCGCUGCCACCUAGAGGACAACGUCUACUCUCAGACCAGCACUAUGGAACACCCGACAGUCGCUCAGUUGGCGGAGAAGCUUCUGGAAAACAGUAUUUACUCCAUCUUCGCUGUGGAUCAUCUGCAAUAUCAGUGGUAUGAGGAUUUAGUGGAUCUGAUUCCUGGAAGUUACGUGGGUCGACUGUUUCCCAAAGCAUCUAAUCUGAAAGAUCUAGUAGUGCAGGCCUACAAGAAGCUGCUGUCGGAUGUGGAGGUGCAGAUGGAGCUGCAGGACCCCCAGCAGGCUGAGCGUUUCUGGGUGAACGUCAGCGCGAUCUGCCCUGGAGGAUCCUCCGCUGCCGGAAACAGCAAAUGCUCCGGCGUUCAGCCCAAACAAACAGUGUUCUUUCAGCUGACAGUAGGCAUGCUCUCGUGUCCAGCUGGGUCAGCAGAUCAGGAUGUGUUGAUGCUUGUGCGGCCGGUGGGCUUCAAUGAGUCUGUGCGUGUGCGUAUUCGUCAGCUCUGCGGUUCCGGCUGCACUGAUCCCAAACCCGAACCCUCGUCCUGCACUACAAACGCUAGUGACUCCUGCAGAGAGCACAGAAACACCCCUGUCUGCAGUUCUAGAGGCGUCUGCCGCUGCGGGACGUGUGUGUGCGACUCCAGCAGAUUUGGGAACAUCUACGGGAAGUUCUGUGAGAUGGAUGAUUUCUCCUGUCCGUAUGAUGGAGGCCUGGUGUGUGGAGGUCAUGGCCGGUGUGUCAGAGGUGAAUGUGUGUGUUUCUCUGGCUGGACGGGUGAAGCCUGCGCCUGUCGUGAGUCCACAGACAGCUGUGUGUCUGAUGACGGUUUCAUCUGCGGCGAUCGGGGAAGGUGUGUGUGUGGAAAGUGUGUGUGUGACGAUCCGCGGCGAUCCGGAGCCUUCUGUGAGAAAUGUCCCAUGUGCCACAGCUCCUGUCAAUCACACUGGAACUGUGUGAACUGUCAUCUGUCGAAUGGACUCGGAUCUGAUGGUUUUCAGCUCUGUAAUCAAAGCUGCUCUCCAUUGGUGGACUAUGUUGAUGACAUCACAGAGCUGGUCCGGGGGAAAUACUGCCUGUAUCCCAGCACUGAUAAGUGUCAGUAUCGCUUUCUCAUGGAAUUGGCAUCAGAUGGAGCUCAGCUGCACAUUAGUCGACAUCCUGUGUGUGUUUGGAGCCGGCGGUACUUUAAGACCUUUCUCAGCGUCUUCCUGCUGACCGUCACACUGGGCAUCGGGAUGUUGGCCGGCGUCCGGCAGCUGCUGAGAGUUACAGGCCGCUCCUGCAUCUCCAAGACUGAGCCGCAGUUCGAGCACACACACAAGGACUCGUCUUACGUCCCAACGAGCAGUGAGAAGACCAUAACAUACAGGAGGGACCGUCUGCCCAAUCACCCGGUGGAGAUGCACACACACACACCCACACUUACACACAAGAUGCCCAUCGGGGACGCCUGGUAGUGCAACAAACACUACCUGAAAGAAAACACAAUCCUAAAGCACUUACUUCACCACAGCGGUACCUUCAGUGGCUUUACUGAGGCUUCUUUUCAAGUCUAAUUUAUUAUCUUCAGUGGCA